AUGACAGAUAGAGAAGGCCCUCUCCCGUCGAACGCCUUGCGGUCGCAUUCGACGUCGAUGAACUCACUAUUCUCAUUCCAGAACGAGAACAGCUACUCGAGCAUACUGGAGUACUACGACGGCGCAGCUGAGUCGCCUCCUCCGAGCUUGACGCAGGAGGCCGGUGAGGAGGGCAGUCCGUUGACGCUCAACUACGAUGGGCGGCACUGGAAUGCGCUGCGCGAGGCACCGGUGCUGCAAGGAACAGAAAAAUUUCUCGUGGUGCUCGUGGGGCUCCCUGCUGUGGGCAAAUCAACCAUUUCGGGACAUUUGAUAAGGUUUCUACAAAACAAUCCGCGCUUGAGCCAUCUACGUUGCGGCGUUUUCAACGCAGGCCAGGUACGGCGUGACCUGACGUACUCAGGCCGGUCCAUGAAGUUGGCCAACAGUUCUGGGGAGGAUCUUUUCAACCCGAAGAACUCAGAUAAGAAGAAUAUGUAUGCGCGCAUCACACUUGAGCGGCUAUUCCGUGAGCUGGACGCAGAUAGGUGCGACAUUGCCAUAUUCGAUGCGACGAACUCUACUAUUUCGAGGCGGCGUUUCAUAUUCCAGCAGGUGCAUGAGUAUAACACCCGCCUGGGAAGCGACAUCAACAUCACUCCGAUCGUGCUCCAGGUGACAUGCAACGAUGAGAACUUCAUUAGGUUCAACAUACACAAUAAAACAUUCAAUCAGGACUACUUCGACAAGCCGUAUGAGUAUGCCGUGCGGGAUUUUGCACAGAGACUCAAGCAUUACUAUACACAGUACGUGCCGUUCACAGAAGACGAGUUUACCACGACAAUCGAGGCUUACAUGCAUAUAGAGGGGCGUACUCCCGGCACUUAUAGAGGCAGCCUCUUCUUCUUCAGCAUUAUAAACGCAGGCCUGGACACAGAUCUUUCUGCUCCGAAAGUUGGCUUCGCUCCCCAGAUAUCUUCUGCGGUGGCUGAAGUGGUCGCGGCUUUUGGGGAUUUUGUUGACCAUUAUGCGCAAAUGUAUGGGCACAAAUACAUCACGCACGCUAACGAAUUUAUGAAAAAUGGACGCAACACCAUACCUUCACUAGGUAAUGAGCCUAUCAGCUUGACAUCCAGGCCUUCGUACCUUUCUACGUUGUGCUCUAUCAUUGAUGACCAAUACUUCAAUUCUUUGCAUUCAUUACGGAAGUAG
This is a messenger RNA of Eremothecium gossypii ATCC 10895, 1191 nucleotides long. RefSeq names its product 6-phosphofructo-2-kinase (gene PFK27). Gene Ontology annotation, biological process: fructose metabolic process; regulation of glycolytic process; fructose 2,6-bisphosphate metabolic process. Gene Ontology annotation, molecular function: 6-phosphofructo-2-kinase activity; fructose-2,6-bisphosphate 2-phosphatase activity; ATP binding. The coding region runs from base 1 to 1191 and encodes 396 amino acids. NCBI's taxonomy places the organism in Eukaryota, Fungi, Ascomycota, Saccharomycetes, Saccharomycetales, Saccharomycetaceae. The record is from RefSeq and is marked provisional. Gene Ontology annotation, cellular component: cytosol. The transcript has a single exon.